Molecule: messenger RNA, 708 nt
Organism: Phanerochaete carnosa HHB-10118-sp
Lineage: Eukaryota; Fungi; Basidiomycota; Agaricomycetes; Polyporales; Phanerochaetaceae
Exons: 4
Coding region: 1-708 (235 amino acids)
Source: RefSeq, a predicted model, not a curated record
AUGGUGCCCAAAGGCGUUCCCAACGUCGACAACUGUAUCAAGGUGCCAAGUCCAACCUCAUUCUCUUCACUCCUCCUGGACUCCAAGCCACAGCUCGCGAACGGCUGGUUGGACCGCAAGCACGGCGGUGGAGAAGACCGGACUUGGCACAACCGCGAAAGCGACACGGCCAGCGGCACGACCGCGAGCUCCGACGUGUCCGCCAUUCUCCAGUAUCCGUCAUUGCUGCGCCCGGCUGCUGGCGCUCAAGGACACAAGCCAUAUUUUUUUGCGCAUGACGUGCCCGUGUGGACGGGCUACCGCUACCAUUCGCCUCCGGGAGCAGAGCCUUUGAGCUGUACCGUCAGCUCGCGUACGUUUGCGGGCAGUCUGCAAGACGCCUGGGAUGUGGCUGUGCAGAUCCUCGACGACGCGCGGCCAGCGAGAACAAGGGCGCACAUUCAGACGCUCCAAGUCGCAAUCACCACUGGUUGCACGUCCACGUACGACUGGUCCGUUUCGCUGCUACUCCUCUUCGCACCCGUUUAUCAUGUGCGCUCGUCUUUCCUCUUCUGUCGUCUCUCAGACGUCAUCUGGCCGGGAGGCUCCGAGCAAGACUACACUGGGCACUGCAAGCACGAUGCAUUGCCGCUGUGUGUGGUUGACCUGCCCUCUGCCCCAAUCCACCCUGACGCUCUCAACUCAGUUUCCUUUGACGCGGUCACUUGA